Messenger RNA from Torulaspora delbrueckii, 357 nucleotides. RefSeq names its product F1F0 ATP synthase subunit h (gene ATP14). Lineage: Eukaryota; Fungi; Ascomycota; Saccharomycetes; Saccharomycetales; Saccharomycetaceae. Gene Ontology annotation, biological process: proton motive force-driven ATP synthesis. The coding region runs from base 1 to 357 and encodes 118 amino acids. The record is from RefSeq and is a predicted model, not a curated record. The transcript has a single exon.
AUGUUUGCCCUAAGAUCCUCCUGUCUUUUGCAAAGAACCCUUGCGGUACGUCCCGUGUUGCGCCAACUUCACUACACUCCAGUUAACCGUAACGUAGUGCAAGACUUGUACUUGAAGGAGUUGAAAAAUGUCAAGUUGAACCCUAUCACCGCCAAGGAUGCCGAAGGAAACGUUAGACCAUGGUCUGAACCUGUGAAGCCAAAGGCUCCAGAGUUGGAAGGUCAAGGUACUGAUGCUUUGAAAGCUUACUCCAACGAACCAGUUGAGACAAAGACCGAGGCUGCUGAGGAAGAGGCUCCAGUUGAAGAUGACUGGUUGGUACUAGAGGACGAUGUUGAAGAAACUCACUCCCAUUAA